AUGCCUUCUUCACAAGGGUUUUCAUAUUGUCUCACAUGUAUCGAUAGGUACACGAGAUGGACUGAAGCAAUACCGUUGACAAAUAUACAAGCCGAGACAGUUGCUCAAGCUCUUUACACUCAUUGGUUUGCUAGAUAUGGGAUUCCUGAAGGAAUAACAACUGAUCGAGGAUCUCAGUUCAGAAGUGAACUGUUUCGUACUUUAGCAAAAAACUUUGGUAUACGUCUUUCGUAUACAACGUCAUAUCAUCCUCAAGCGAACGGAAUGAUAGAAAGGUGGCAUAGGGUUCUCAAGCCGUCCAUUAUGUGUCAUACCUCAAUCCACUGGACUUUUGCUUUACCUGCUGUGUUACUUGGAUUGCGCUCUGUGUAUAGAGAGGAUUUGGGAUGUUCUCCAGCUGAGUUGGUUUAUGGAGAGAAUUUGCGCCUUCCGGGACAAUUUUUUACCUCUUCGGAAAUAGAGAAGGUCGAUAAUAUGUUUUUGCAAAAAUUGAAUCGUCACCUGCAAGAUCUUAAUCCAGUUCCGACCUCUUCUCACGACAAAAGACAUGUUUUUAUUUUCAAAGACUUGGUUGCUUGCACACAUGUUUUCUUACGAGUUAAUACAGUAAAGCCAACUCUUCAUACACCUUACACUGGACCCUAUGAAGUUUACAGUCGUAACGACAAAACUUUCACUAUCAGAAUAAAAGGUAAAAACUGUGUAGUGUCAAUUGAUAGAGUAAAACCAGCUCAUUUACUCUCAGAUAGUUCUGAUUUAGCAGAACCCAAAAGAUUUAGCCAUAUAAACAUUGAUUUAGUUGGACCUAUGCCUUCUUCACAAGGGUUUUCAUAUUGUCUCACAUGUAUCGAUAGGUACACGAGAUGGACUGAGGCAAUACCGUUGACAAAUAUACAAGCCGAGACAGUUGCGCAAGCUCUCUACACUCAUUGGUUUGCUAGAUAUGGGAUUCCUGAAGGUAUAACAACUGAUAGAGGAUCUCAGUUCAGAAGUGAACUGUUUCGUACUUUAGCAAAAAACUUUGGUAUACGUCUUUCGUAUACAACAUCAUAUCAUCCUCAAGCGAACGGAAUGAUAGAAAGGUGGCAUAGGGUUCUCAAGCAGUCCAUUAUGUGUCAUACCUCAAUCCACUGGACUUUUGCUUUACCUGCUGUGUUACUUGGAUUGCGCUCUGUGUAUAGAGAGGAUUUGGGAUGUUCUCCAGCUGAGUUGGUUUAUGGAGAGAAUCUGCGUCUUCCGGGACAAUUUUUUACCUCUUCGGAAAAAGAGAAGGUUGAUAAUAUGUUUAUGCAAAAAUUGAAUCGUCACCUACAAGAUCUUAAGCCAGUUCCGACCUCUUCUCACGACAAAAGGCAUGUUUUUGUUUUCAAAGAUCUGGCUGCUUGCACACAUGUUUUCUUACGAGUUGAUGCAGCAAAACCAACUCUUCAUACACCCUACACUGGACCCUAUGAAGUUUACAGUCGUAACGACAAAACUUUCACUAUCAGAAUCAAAGGUAAAAACUGUGUAGUGUCAAUUGAUAGAGUAAAACCAGCUCAUUUACUCUCAGAUAGUUCUGAUUUAGCAGAACCGCCAGAUAUUCCUUCCAAAUUGGUACAUAAUGCUCCUGUUUUACGACCAACUGAAAAUGAUCGAAUUCUAUCAUAA
Molecule: messenger RNA, 1650 nt
Organism: Parasteatoda tepidariorum (common house spider)
Lineage: Eukaryota; Metazoa; Arthropoda; Arachnida; Araneae; Theridiidae
Source: RefSeq, a predicted model, not a curated record